ACGCAUUGCGCGUACGCUGCUAGACUUUCGGCUCGGCUUCAAAACGGCUCGACGACAUCAGAGCACACUCCGCUGUGCAGAGUUCACGACGCUCGCUCGCUUGCUUGUUCGUCCGGAGAGCCGGCUGGUGCGGAUCGAGGGGAGGAAGCGAGGCGAUAGGGGAUCGAUCGAUCUGAUCGUGAGUUAGGAGGAGCUGAAGUUGAAAAAAUGUCGUCGGAGGAGGAAGUGAGAGACAAGGGAAGCAAGUCUGAGGAGAAAGACGACGGAGACGGAGGCUUUUUGGACAGGAUUGGCGACUUCGUGAAGGAUGUGGGAGAGAAGAUCGCAGAAACCUUCAGCUUCGGGAAGCCCGAUGCCGACGUCACGGGCAUCAACAUCCCGCACAUCAGUAUGAGCGAGGCGGAGAUCGUCAUCGAUGUGUUGAUCAAGAACCCGAACCCCGUGCCGAUUCCGCUGGUGGAUAUCGAAUACUUGGUCGAGAGUGAUAAGAGGAAGCUCGUUUCCGGAACGAUUCCCGAUGCUGGUACCAUCCACGCCCACGGUUCCGAAACCGUGAAAAUUCCCAUUAAGCUCAAUUUCAAUGACCUUUGUGAUACCUUCGAUGACAUCAACCCAGGACAGAUCAUUCCUUACCUCUUGAGAGUGACUCUGCUCGUCGAUAUACCGAUCAUCGGAAGAAUUAGCAUCCCUAUGGACAAGGAAGGCGAGAUUCCCAUUCCCGAGAAGCCGGACGUGGACCUCGAGAGAGUGAAGUGGACUCAUCUGGAUCUCGACGAGACCGAAGCCGUUCUCCACUUGAAAGUCGAAAACAUGAAUCCUUUCAAGAUGGGAAUCACCAAAUUUGCAUGCGACAUCACUUUCGGCGAUGUCUCGAUCGGAAAGGCUACUCUGGGAGAGUCUAGUAUGGUCACAGAGAAAGGCCCCAACGGCGAGAAAGGGAUCGGCCGCUUGCAAGUUCCGAUCACGUUCCGACCCAAGGACUUCGGAUCGGCCUUGUGGGACAUGAUCAGAGGGAGGAGCACUGGCUACGCUCUGAAAGGAAGCAUCGAUGUGGACACUCCAUUUGGUCCUAUGCACCUGCCGUUUCUCAAGGAAGGAGGUAAGACCAAAUUCCGAGGCGAGGACGAAGAUGACGAUGAUCGCGAUGACGACGAGUAAAUGCACAAGAAUGAAGGUGCGAUAUCAUGUUUGUCUCCAUCCUCACCUGGACACAAUGUUGGAGACUGCUGUUUACAUCUCUCAAGUUUCCUUGUAUGUCCGAGGAAUUAGAGAAUUCAUCUGUAAGUUUCAAUGGUGGAAGAAGUAGGCAAGGACGCAUGCACUGCCUAUGUCCAGGAUGGGCCCUCCCACCUUAACCUUAACUCAUUGUUCUCUUCGCUCGUUCGGAGUUCUCUCUGCUUGACAUGUUCUGGAUCUCCACAUCAUGGCGAUUUUUGUUGCGGAAAUGUCAAGUCCAGAGAACAUCGCCUUGUUAUUUUUUUGUUAAAGUGUAAACGAUAAACACCCCGCCGAAGAGCUGAGCUUAAACGGUGCAGUGAUCCAUAUGAUCAAACUUACAGAGAGACAAUUACUGCAAAUAGAGGAGAGUUUUAGCAUCAUAAAUUAUAGGCGCUGGAAUCGGAGCUGAGUGUUGCUUUGAAGCUUGCAGAUACGCGCAGCGCAGUUCAAUUGCUCCUGGUGAUUCGUUUGGGGCGGGACAGCAUGAAUCUUUGCCAAAACCGUAGCGAUUCAAGGUCACACCGCUCGCUCGUGGUACGACGGAGGAGAACGGUACGAUCCCCGUCAAGCAAGCAAGCGGGUCGUCUGCUAAACUUUAAGUACAGUCACGUAAUGUAAUGGCCGAUGGGAGCUCCUCGGAUCGCAUUCGCUUGGGAAGCUCUGCACUCACUGGACAACCUCACGAUUGUCGGACCUGCCGAUCACAAUGGGUCAUGAGAGGACGUGAUUGCGUGUAGACUUUACGAUUCAGGGAGAGUUGUGAUGUCUUUAUGUGUACGGUGAAUGUUCCCAAAGCCGCCCAUUGUAUAAGGCCCUGUACCAUCGCGACAUUCAGUGUACUAGAAAAUUUCUAUUCGCAUCUGGAAAAUUCUUUGAAAUUAUGCCCGACUGGAUCCUGAUGCUGGAGUUACAGGUCUUUAUAAAGUCAAUGCUCUCCUAUUGCCACCC
Molecule: messenger RNA, 2166 nt
Organism: Marchantia polymorpha subsp. ruderalis
Lineage: Eukaryota; Viridiplantae; Streptophyta; Marchantiopsida; Marchantiales; Marchantiaceae
Source: the annotation of a GenBank genome assembly